AUGAGUGCAAUUAAAAAAGAAACUACUAAUAAAGCUGUUAAUCAAUAUCAAAUUCUUGGUGGUAAGGGAAUUAAUGUUUCAGUAAUGUUAAAACAUUUAGGUUCUAAUAAUACUGCUUUAGGUUUUAUUGGGGCAAGUAGCAAUUUAUAUCAAGAAAUUGCUGAACUUUGUUUCAAGCAAAAAAUUGCUUUUGCAAUUGACACGACAAAGACUAAUUUAAUACCAACUUUGCAAUACCGACCAUUAUUAAUUAAACCGAAUCUAGCAGAAUUGAAUGAAAUUUUUAAUACUAAUUAUCAUUUUGAUAAUCAAAAAGCAGUAAUUGAAUUAGCACAAAAAUUAUUAGCACAAGGUGCGCAAAAUGUUUUAGUUAGCAAUGGCAAAGAAGGUAGUAUUUUAGUUACUACAACUAAAGGUAGUUAUUUUGCUAAUACUGCUAGUGGUAAGUUAGUUAAUUCAGUUGGUGCCGGUGAUUCAAUGGUUGCAGGUUUUAUUGCAACAUAUCUUAAAACUACCGAUCCAAAAAUCAGUUUACAAGUUGCGACAGCAGCAGGUGGUGCAACUGCUUUCAGUCAGGGAAUUGGCGAAUUAUCAUUAGUUAAUAAAUUAAAAACACAAAUUAAAGUUACA
This is a messenger RNA of Trachymyrmex cornetzi, 630 nucleotides long. Its product is annotated as 1-phosphofructokinase-like. Gene Ontology annotation, molecular function: phosphofructokinase activity. The annotation marks the transcript as partial. The record is from RefSeq and is a predicted model, not a curated record. The transcript has 3 exons. Gene Ontology annotation, cellular component: cytosol. Lineage: Eukaryota; Metazoa; Arthropoda; Insecta; Hymenoptera; Formicidae.